Molecule: messenger RNA, 780 nt
Organism: Arabidopsis lyrata subsp. lyrata
Lineage: Eukaryota; Viridiplantae; Streptophyta; Magnoliopsida; Brassicales; Brassicaceae
Exons: 1
Coding region: 269-391 (40 amino acids)
Biological process (GO): negative regulation of cell population proliferation
Source: RefSeq, a predicted model, not a curated record
UUUAAUGCAUGAUGAGAGGAAGUAUGGGAUACAGUCUUCUUGUUACUUAUUUAUAAUUUAUAUCACUUUUCAUCUAUAAUGGCUAUGAUGCAUAUGCAUAUAUAUUUGCCUAACUACAUAGUAUAUAGAUGCAUGUAUGUGAGUAUAUAUAAGUUAAGUCUUUCUCACUUUGCACAACAUCUCUAUGUGCUAAGGCAUCUCUUUCUCUCCCUCUCUCACACAAAGACUCUCUCUAUUUCUCUCUCCCUCUCUCCUAGAGAUUUUUAUUAUGAAAGACACCAAGAAGAAGACGCCAUGCAGCAAAAAGCUUGGAGGAUACUUGAAAGAGCAAAAGGGAAGGCUUUACAUCAUCAGAAGAUGUGUGGUCAUGCUCAUUUGUUGGCAUGACUAAGUUGCAACUUACAUGUGUUAAGUUAUAUAUACAUGCAUAUGUAUAUGUGCACAUGCAUAUAGACAAUAUCUAUGUUGUAGUACAACGGUUUAAUUGAAGAAAGGGAUCGGAUCUUUGUGGUUGUGGCGAUUUGCGAUGUGAGCGGAAUUCGCAAGAUGGAGAUAUAAGGGGUUUUAACCAUUCAUAUCGUGAUGUCUCCGAGUUUUUACUCACGUAUGGGUUAAGAGAAUAAUUUUUGAGUUAGUAAGAAAACUUAUAUGUAGAAUCUUCUUUAAUGUUAGUGUAUGACAUAGAAUAAGGAGAAGAAAUAAGGUUAGUUUGUAUAUGCACACAGAGAAUAGUUGUUAGUUGAAUUUCCUUGUCUCUAAUCCAAGUCUUCCUUGUUGUUA